Molecule: messenger RNA, 549 nt
Organism: Eruca vesicaria subsp. sativa (arugula)
Lineage: Eukaryota; Viridiplantae; Streptophyta; Magnoliopsida; Brassicales; Brassicaceae
Source: the annotation of a GenBank genome assembly
AUGGUGACGAACCCCAUGGAUUACGUGGAACAGAUGGGUAAAGCUGGGGCGUCUGGUUUCACAUUCCACGUUGAGGUGGCCAAAGAGAAUUGGCAAGAGCUCGUGAGUAAGAUUAAGUCUGCUGGGAUGAGGCCAGGUGUGGCUCUAAAGCCUGGAACACCUGUUGAAGAUAUCUAUCCUCUGGUAUUGAAUCUUCUUGCCUGUUUACAGAGCGUGAUCAAUCCACUUAUGUCAUUGCUUGACACGUACUUUGAGCAGGUUGAAGGGGCAACUCCGGUGGAAAUGGUGCUAGUGAUGACAGUGGAGCCUGGAUUUGGAGGCCAGAAAUUCAUGCCAAGCAUGAUGGAUAAGGUCAGGGCAUUGAGGAAGAAGUACCCAACACUUGAUAUUGAGGUGGACGGAGGCUUAGGCCCUUCGACCAUAGAAGCAGCGGCUGCAGCAGGGGCCAACUGUAUUGUUGCGGGAAGUUCAGUGUUUGGAGCUCCGGAGCCAGGGGAAGUCAUAUCUCUUCUGCGGACCAGUGUUGAGAAAGCCCGAACCACCACCUGA